UACCAUCAAAAGGCCACGUCUACUUUACUAUAACACCCGUCCUGCUGUGUUGCAACAACACCCAUGGAAACGGCAAAGAAACGCCAAAUAUCGGGAGACGAUGGAGCUACAGAGGCCAAGAACGCUAAAAGCCAGCGGAGAGACAGACCACACAUCGCAGCCCUGGUGUGUGCGAGGGGCGGCAGUAAAGGUAUUCCCCUGAAGAACAUCAAGAUGUUAGCCGGGGUCCCCCUCAUAGGCUGGGUACUCAGGGCCGCCGUGGACUCAGAACUCUUUGACAGCGUCUGGGUGUCAACGGACCACGAUGAGAUUGAGAAGGUGGCGAAGGCCUGGGGAGCUCAGGUGCAUCGCCGCAGUGCCCAGGUGUCCCGAGACGCCUCCAGCUCCCUGGAGACCAUACAGGAGUUCACUGCUCUUAACCCUGAUGUGGAUUUCAUCUGCAAUAUCCAGGCUACCUCUCCGUGUCUGCAUCCGUACCAUCUGCAGGCUGCUGUCUCCAAGAUAACUGAAGAGGGUUUCGAGUCGGUCUUCUCAGUCGUGCGCAGACACCACUUCAGAUGGCAGGAGGUCAAGAAAGGAGCGUGUAGUGCCACAGCGCCGCUGAAUCUGGACCCCUCCAGGAGGCCGCGUAGGCAGGACUGGGAUGGGGAGCUGUGUGAGAACGGCUCAUUCUACAUGACGUCACGACACCUCAUCGAGAAGGGCAUACUACAGGUGUGUGUGUGUGUGUGUGUGUGUGUGAGAACGGCUCAUUCUACAUGACGUCACGACACCUCAUCGAGAAGGGCAUACUACAGGUGUGUG
Molecule: messenger RNA, 804 nt
Organism: Engraulis encrasicolus (European anchovy)
Lineage: Eukaryota; Metazoa; Chordata; Actinopteri; Clupeiformes; Engraulidae
Product: N-acylneuraminate cytidylyltransferase-like
Exons: 4
Coding region: 64-762 (232 amino acids)
Molecular function (GO): N-acylneuraminate cytidylyltransferase activity
Source: RefSeq, a predicted model, not a curated record